AAACCCUCAAACUCACACUACAGACUAUGCCUAUGCUCUACAACCGAUCGGUGAACCAUUGGCACGAUUUACGCCGUCAACCUCAACAAUACCCGAUAUAGCAGACCCGAUUCAGCCCCAAUUUCCGCCGCUUGCGGGUGUCGAUGGUAUUUCAGAGACUGAAAUCAAGACUGUCUCUGGUUUACGAAUACCCCUUGUCAAGGCUGAUACAAUACUCGAUAGCUAUAGAAGUGAAAUGCUCCUCAGCUUUCCAUUUGUCCCUAUUCCGCCAUAUAGAGCAAAUCAGGCGAACCGAGAGAGUCCAGCACUAUUAAGCGCUAUUCUGUAUACUUGCCGCUUUGAAUUAUCAUCGGUCACUGGCGAUUCAGACAAAUCGUUCCGUGAGUAUUUUGCACGGCAAUCAGUAGUUAACGACGAGAAGAGUCUCGAUCUUUUGCAAGCAAUACUGUUGUUUCUUGCUUGGGACGACUGGCAAUCAGUAGCAACUGCACGUGAUACUAGUCUCAUGCAUUUAUCCCUAGGACUUGUUGGAGAUCUUGGAUUGAAUAGGCCUCCGCUCUCUCAAACGGUGCCGGUAGGGUCUUGUUCUAUCGCGAACCAAUCCAAUGUCAAGAUUAAGGGAUUCAAUGUCAGAAAGGAACACAGUAAUGCUGAGAAAAGAGCGUUGCUAGGAGUGUUUUAUAUCACGUCGGUCCUCCUGCCCACUUCUAGUGUAUGGACCCUUUUCCGUCGAACUGAGCCACCAGAGUAUACCAACUAUAUGGAACAAUGCUGCAACGACUUGACUGAAGCUCGGGAGUAUGUUACAGAUUCGAUUGUAGUUGCACUUGUACGGAUGCAGAGCUUAAUUGUUCAGAUCGCAAAAGCGUUUCCACACCCAAGUCUACGAAGCCACGUCUUUCCUACAGUACCUCUUUCUUUAUACUUUUCAACGAUACAAUUUCAGCUUAAGGAUAUAUUGCGGCAGGUACCUGAAGCUCAAAGGCUCAACUAUCUUAUUCUAAGCCACGAACAUACUGUUUUGCUUCGACUUUACGAACCAGUAAUCCAUAUGGACUCAUUACAGUCUAUUGAUCACUCAAUUUCCAAGACAGAUGUUUUAUGGAGUUGUUGCCAAGAAGCAAAAACAUUCUUCGAGAUGUGGCUUCGGUUGCCAGCGGGUGUGUAUUCAGCAACGCCGUGCGCUUUGUUCGCACACAUCGCAUUUGCAAACCUCACGUUGACACAACUGCUCUUUGCGGACGAUCGGCACUGGAACUCACAAAUAGCCCGAGAACAUGUUGAUUAUCCGGUAAUAGUGCGAAGACUCAUCGAUCAUAUAGAAAUCUAUAGAAAGCAAAGUGGUCAGGACUUCGGAGGCGUAGAGGGCAAUUUUAGUCAUCCACAAUGUUACGUGGAAAAGUGGAGAUAUGCUAUCAACUGGUAUUAUGCCAAAUUGAACUCCAAGUACCCAGCAUCUGCCACGAUACCGGCGUCGGAAACAUUACUACCACUGGUUGGCGAUGAUGAUGAGCUAUGGCAGACAAUGUUCGCUUUCGAAAACGAAAUGAUGUAUUAGGCUCAAAAUUACAGGAGGUUCAUACUUGUGCAAGAAUAUCAGCUUUAACUGAUAUUGAAAUAUCAGUGUCAGAGCUGCUGUACCUAUUAAUCACUAUACCAAAAGUCAAUCUAUUAUGAUCAUUUUAAUCAAGUCAGACGAUUCGAUCAACGUAAGC
Molecule: messenger RNA, 1715 nt
Organism: Truncatella angustata
Lineage: Eukaryota; Fungi; Ascomycota; Sordariomycetes; Amphisphaeriales; Sporocadaceae
Exons: 4
Coding region: 236-1558 (440 amino acids)
Biological process (GO): regulation of DNA-templated transcription
Cellular component (GO): nucleus
Molecular function (GO): transcription cis-regulatory region binding; DNA-binding transcription factor activity, RNA polymerase II-specific
Source: RefSeq, a predicted model, not a curated record